AAUCCAAUAAAAAAUUAUUUAAAAUCACUCGUCGUAAAAGUGGUAAAUAGUUAAUUAUUCCGCUGUAAGAAGAGUCCCAAAUCCCAUGGCUAGCAUUGGGUGCAAAGUACAGAAAAAUGCCACACGCACAAGAAAAACGCCAAAUAUUUACAUCGUCUCUCCCUCUCCUUCUCUCUCUCUCUUUCUCUAGUAUCCUUGUGUUCCUCGUCGUCGGCGACGAGGACAACUGCGGCGGCGGCGGCGGCGGCGGCGGCGAUGGCCGUGUAAUUCCUUCUAGGGCCGUCUCAAAUCGUCCCUCGGACCUACUCGAUUUUCGUGGCUUUCGCGACCAGCCUCUCGUGUCGUGGUGAUGAGAGAGAGGGGCGAAAUGGAAGGCCGUGAGGGCUCUAGGUUGGACAAUUCGCUCACGAGGAAGCGCCGGAGCAGCAGCACGGCGAGGCGGCGGCCGAGGCCGGAGAGCAAUCAUGUCGUGGAUGUGGAGCAGCAGCAGCAGCAGCAGCAGCAGCAGCAGCGAGACGGCUACUCCUCGUCUUCUUCGUCGGCGAUUGGCUCGGAUGAGGAUGCCAACUCCGAUGGGGAGGAGCACCAGAGGCGAGAGAUCCAUCUGAAUGCCCCUUCCCCGGAUCGUGCCGCGAGGCGUGCGGCGAUGGAGGGCGGCGCUAUGUCCUCCAAUCCUAACCCGAGAAGCUCGCACAAGACCAAGGGGAGCAACCAGCUGCAUUCCGAGGGCUCGGGUGGUGGUGGUGGUGGUAGCUCCAGGAAGGGCGAGAGCGGCCAUGGUGCGGUUGUUUCGGCAGGGAAUCGUGAGUCGUCGACCGGUGAUAAAACAAGGAAGUUGAAGCUCAAGAUCGGCGGAAUCCGCCGUAGCGUGCCGGCGAAACCAAGCCCUGAUAUGUCGCAUUCCAGGUCUUUGCCUGUGAAGCCUCCGCGGCCAGGAGAUUCGCAGCAACGGCAAAAGCAUUCUAGUCAGAUGAAUUACUUUCAGGCUGAAGGAGUAAAAGAUUCCAGUAGGUUGGCAUCUUCCCGAGACAAGAAAACCAAAAAGGAGAAGUCAAUUGAUGACGCGCUAACUCCAGAACAACCAGCCAAAGUUCACAGGGAACCAUCUUCAGAUCCUGUCCGGAAGAGUAGGAGGAUUGCUAAGAAAUCCAUCUUGGACAGUGAAUUAGAUGAGGACUAUGAUACAAAUAUUCUUGAUGAUUUUGGAACUUCUGAAGGUGUGGAAGUCCAUACUCGUGAGCCUGCAAAAAAAACAGGAAGUAGCUCUAAGAAGAAUGCUGCAAAGAAAGCUAAAACUAAGAGCACAUCAUACGAGAUCGAUAAUGAUUUUGUUACCUCCAGAUCAAAAAGGGAUGGCAAUAAAAGGUCUAGGGAAUCUACUGAUGCUGAUAAUAGUGAAGAGGAACCUACAUCUGACAGUGAGCUUGAUGCACAAAACAGGAAGCAGAAAGCAGUCACUGAAUCACCUGCUAAUGUAAGAAGCGAGCCUCUGACAACACGUCGCCGUGCCCUUCAAUCAUGGAUGGAUGGAAACAGCAACAGUGCUAUUGAGUUCCCUGAUGGUUUGCCACCAGCUCCUUCAAGAGGCAAGAAGGAUAAGCUUUCUGAUGCGGAAAUGCUUGCCAAGAAGGCAGAGGCUGCUCAGCGGCGCAAGAUGCAAGUCGAGAAGGCUACUAAAGAAAGCGAGGCUGAAGCUAUAAGGAAAAUUUUGGGCCUGGAUUCUGAGAAGAAGAAAGAAGAAAGAAAGCAAAAGGAGCGAGAAGAUAAGGAGAGAGCAGCCAGAGCACAAACUAUUCCUGAAAACACCAUCAGGUGGGUCAUGGGCCCAAAGGGCACCGUGGUUUCAUUCCCGGAAGAAGUAGGCCUUCCCAGCAUCUUCAACUCCAAGCCUUGCAACUACCCUCCCCCGCGAGAGAAAUGUGCCGGACCAUCAUGCACGAACGCAUACCGGUAUAGGGACUCCAAGCUGAAUCUCCCUCUCUGCAGCCUGAAAUGCUACAAAGCCGUCAAUGGCAACGCUUGAUUGACGGGACGCUCGGGCCGUGCCUAUUUCCCGGUUUCGCAAUCAACUCUGAUCUAUAAUGUUCCCUCAAGAAAGCAUUCUCGUCUAUAUACUGGUGGAAAUAAGAUAGGAUGAUCAUCAGCCGCGGAGAUGCACAUUUUUGGUUGAGUUGAUAGAAAGAUACAGCUGUCCAAUAAGUGCAUAUACAUGUGUAUCAUGUAUGCAUAUUUACAUACAUAUAGAUUUGUCAACCUGUUUUCAGGGCUUGUGAGCAGAUGUACUGCUGCUGCCCUCUGAUACCUGUAUUGCAGAUAGUAGACAUAUACACAUAUGAAGGAGCAGAAAUGUAGAAUAAGUUGUUGUACCAAAGUUCCUUGUGUUUGUUCACUUCUUCAUUCAGUUUAUGCACACACUCGGCCAUCAUGUCGUUUGUGUAUAA
Molecule: messenger RNA, 2441 nt
Organism: Oryza sativa Japonica Group (Japanese rice)
Lineage: Eukaryota; Viridiplantae; Streptophyta; Magnoliopsida; Poales; Poaceae
Product: serine/arginine repetitive matrix protein 2
Biological process (GO): chromatin remodeling
Cellular component (GO): Ino80 complex
Source: RefSeq, a predicted model, not a curated record